UCCAUUAUUGUGCGUCCAUCUAUCCAUUCCAUUCCCCAACACCAACCAGACGGACCAGCCAAAGAUUUGAAUUCCGCAGAACGAAACGGAACAAACCCACCCAUCCAACCCAUACAGCCCAGUUUCCUUUACCUUCCGCCGGCUUCUACUUUUCCGCCAUAAACAAUUUUAAAGGUUCGAUUCCCCUUAGUCGGAUUCGAUUCUCGAGUUCGUGUUUGUUUUCCCCCAUUUUAAUCGGAUUAGUUUACUGCCGUCCGGUCCAACCUUAUCGUCUCUGAGAUUUCAAAUUCCGCGCCAUUUGUAUAAUCCAAAGGUAACCGUUCCCAGAAAACCCUAAUCCCCCCUGAGCCGGAUUCGGGGUUCCUCAGUUCUUACCCAAUUCUUCGGGGAGGGGUUUAAUUAGAUCCAAUUAUGCCUUCCGGGCAGAAAGCUGGUCCGAAUCCGGCGGCCAUGCUCUCUUCCCUUGUGGCAAAGCGGGAGAAGCUGCAGGAGGAGCUCCGCACCAUCGAGAAACAGGUGUACGAGUACGAAACCAGCUACUUGCAAGAUUCGAGCCAUUUCGGGAAUAUGCUGAAAGGUUUCGAAGGGUUUCUGUCUUCUUCAAAGAAUUCCUCCAACUUAAAGAGAUCUAGGAAACUGCAGGCGGAAGACAGACUCUUCUCGUUAUCUUCAGUUACCUCGCCAGCAGCUGAAGAACUUGGGAUUGGCCGUGAUGAUGGAAGAAUUGAUCUUGGUUCAAAUCGGGCUAAAGGAGGAAUCUUGCCAGCAAAUGGGCAGGGGAAGCCAAAGAAGGGAAGAACACCAAUGGGAACUAGAGAUGCAAAGAAACUCAGACCAACAAAUGAAGCAGAAUUCGAUGAGGAAGAUGAACCCCUAUGAGCUUCAAAUGAUAAAUUGGAGACUUGUGAUUCAAUCAGCUUGGAUUUGUGUGUGCAAACUAAUUGUAGCACUGUAACUUGUGGAGAGCUAUCUGUUGAAGUGUUGUAAGUUGUAACUUAUGUACACAAUCUUGGUAUUGAGCAGUAUUCUGAGGAACAUUCUAGGUUCAAAUGUACAGAUCAACUAUCUAGCUGCUGCAAAAUGAUAGUGUAGCUCUUUGCCACUGGUUUAUAACCACCAGUUUUAUUAAUUUGAGUUGAGUAAAACUGCGAAGAGCGUAGAACUCUUCAUAUCAACUACAAUUGAAUCUCCAUAUCUCAAACACAAGAUUGCUUAUUCUAGUUGAAUGCUUGCUUUUUCUUUUCGUUCUUCCAAAUUAGUAGCUGAAUACUUGGUAGUGGUGAUAGGGAAGCUGUAUCUUUUGUCUGUUGCAGGUAAAUCCAGAGGACUUCCAAUCUAGGAAGGACUGAAUUGGCUCUCCAGCACAAUUGCUAGCAAGGCUAGAGGAUCUUUCUCGGGAGGUACCAUAGUGAUUAGCAGUGCGGUAAAAACAUUCGAGAGAAAGAUGAAUCUGAAACCCCAGGGUGUGUGCUAAGUCAGAAUCUGCAACAGAAACAAAGUUUUGAUAUCAGUUUCUGCGUGGCUCAUUGACUCGACAAAUAGGUGUUGGAAUUGUGGCCUUCAUCACUACUUUGGAGUACCAAACUGUUUGCAUCAUCUUAUCAGUUCCCUUGCCCUUGCUCCCGGUGGAUGAUCAGCUGGUAAUUUGGCAGUAUAACAAUCUGACGCCUGCAUAGUCAAGUCCGGAUGUCAGCCAAUUUAUAUACGAGCUUCACCCCGCCAUUACAUGGCUGCAUUUGU
This is a messenger RNA of Linum tenue, 1740 nucleotides long. The record is from the annotation of a GenBank genome assembly. Lineage: Eukaryota; Viridiplantae; Streptophyta; Magnoliopsida; Malpighiales; Linaceae.